Condylostylus longicornis is the source of this 1568-nucleotide messenger RNA. RefSeq names its product queuine tRNA-ribosyltransferase catalytic subunit (gene Tgt). The transcript has 3 exons. The record is from RefSeq and is a predicted model, not a curated record. The coding region runs from base 297 to 1484 and encodes 395 amino acids. Gene Ontology annotation, cellular component: cytosol. Gene Ontology annotation, molecular function: tRNA-guanosine(34) queuine transglycosylase activity. Lineage: Eukaryota; Metazoa; Arthropoda; Insecta; Diptera; Dolichopodidae.
AGGUAUUAGGUUAGGGCGUUCGUGUAUUAGCCAUCUAACUAAUGUUUUGAUAAAUUUUAUAUUGGAAACUUAAAAAUAAAGUUAUAAUUAACAUACUACUAAUUUUUAUUUUAUACUAAUUUAUUAAAUUAUUGAUUUUUGUAUAGCAAAAUUUGGCGACUUUGCUAUAUUUCUACAAUAAAUAAUCGAAGUUAAUUUGAGUAGUUGUAUUUUGUAAAUACAUUCUAAGUUAAAUGUUAAAGGGUUAAACUUGUUAAUUUUAUAAAGACUAGAUCAAGAAGUUUUAAACAGUUUUCAUGACAAUGGCCACGCCUCCGUUGCAAUUUGUUUUAUUAGCAGAAUGUUCGACUAGUAAAGCAAGAGCAGGUGUUAUGAGCUUGCGUCAUGGACCAGUUAAUACACCGGUUUUUAUGCCUGUCGGUACACAAGGUACUCUAAAAGGUAUGUUGUCAGACCAGUUAUUAGCACUUAAUUGUCAAAUUAUUUUGGGUAACACUUAUCACUUGGGUAUGAGACCUGGAACAGAUGUUUUAAAAUCUUGUGGAGGCUUGCAUAAUUUUAUGAACUGGCCUAGAUCAAUUCUUACAGACUCUGGAGGCUUUCAAAUGGUGUCUCUACUAAAAUUAGCUGAAAUUAAUGAAGAAGGUGUAAAAUUCAAAUCUCCUUAUGACGAUACUGAAUGUAUGUUAACUCCAGAGCAUUCCAUUGAAAUACAAAAUACAAUUGGAGCGGAUAUUAUAAUGCAAUUAGAUGAUGUUGUAAAAACUACAAUAUCAGGGCCAAGAGUGGUAGAAGCAACAGAUAGAACUAUUCGAUGGUUAGAUAGAUGUUUAAAAGCUCAUAAACGCGACCAGGACCAAAGCAUAUUCCCUAUAAUACAAGGCGGCUUAGAUUUAAAGCUACGCGAGAAAUGCGCCAAAGAAAUGAUUAACAAAAAUGUAAGAGCUUUUGCUGUAGGGGGACUCAGUGGAGGAGAGAGUAAAAACGAUUUUUGGAAAACUGUUCACAUUUGCACGAAUAUUUUGCCUAAAGAUAAACCAAGAUAUCUUAUGGGUGUAGGUUUUGCUGCAGAUUUAGUGGUAUGCGUUGCAUUAGGGAUCGAUAUGUUCGAUUGCGUUUUUCCAACAAGAACUGCAAGAUUUGGCUGUGCUUUGAUUUAUUCAGGACAGUUAAAUCUAAAGCAUAAAAAAUAUGCCCUGGAUCAUAAACCGAUCGAUGCAGAUUGCAAAUGUAGUACCUGUAAAACAUAUACAAGAUCAUAUCUACAUCAUAUUGUUACAGUUGAACCAGUAGCAUGCAGUCUUUUAUCAAUACACAAUAUUGCUUUUCAAUUAAAACUAAUGGAUGACAUGCGAGAAGCCAUUAAACAAGAUAAAUUCCCAGAUUUUGUAAAAAAAUUUAUGUACUUGCAUUUUGAAGGACGGGAGAUUCCCGGUUGGAUUCAUGAUGCUCUAGCGGCUGUCAACAUAGUCCUAAAAAGGUAGAACUAUGGUUAUUUAUUAUUAAAAAUUAAAAAUGAAUAAAAUUUUUCUAUUCUAUUUUGAAUGGAAAUUUUUAAAACACCAAAA